Molecule: messenger RNA, 373 nt
Organism: Striga asiatica
Lineage: Eukaryota; Viridiplantae; Streptophyta; Magnoliopsida; Lamiales; Orobanchaceae
Source: the annotation of a GenBank genome assembly
AGUUCCAGUUUUGUCACUGCAAAGCACAUCCAUGCCGGCCAUUUCUUCAAUUGCUGUCAUUCUCUUAGUGAUGGCUCCCUGCAGACAAGACCGUUGGCAUUGCAAUUGGAAUUCCUCCAAUCAGAAGCACGAGCAAAUUAUCAAUUCCUGGACGAUAAGCACGGUGUUGAAUAGGGUACAUAACAAUAAUCUCGAUAAUCAUUCCCACUGCAAUCGAGCAUAUGCAGAAGUUCCCAAUCGCAUGAGCUGCCUUCCCAAAGAAUGUAUGAACACCAGUUGCAAUGACCACAGCAUCAAUUUCGCCCUGUUUCACUGUAGAACCCGAGUAAACACCAUCUCCAGGGGCUUUUGUCACGGGCAGGGAUUCACCAGU